Sphenostylis stenocarpa is the source of this 504-nucleotide messenger RNA. Lineage: Eukaryota; Viridiplantae; Streptophyta; Magnoliopsida; Fabales; Fabaceae. The record is from the annotation of a GenBank genome assembly.
AUGUUGAGUCUCUCUGUUUCUCCACCUUCUUCUUCAACCAUAAGCUUUCUCCCAAGACCGUUACCAUUCAAAUCUUACUUCACUGGCAUUCAGCUCCGUCGCACUGCCACAUGCUCCGUUCCACCCACGAAACACACCGCUUCGGUGCCGGUGGUAAUGAUGUCUAAGAGGGUGGAGGAAUUGAAGGAAAUUAGACAACUCACCACCGAACAAAUCAACGAAGAGGUUGUCGACCUUAAGGGCGAGCUUGUCAUGCUUCGCCUUCAGAAAUCCGCACGCAACGAGUUUAAGUCCAGCGAAUUCGGUCGAAUGCGCAAAAGGAUUGCUCGCAUGCUAACUGUGAAGCGGGAAAGAGAGAUUGAGGAGGGUAUCGGUAAGAGGUUGUCCAGAAAGCUUGAUAAAAAAUGGCAGAAAAGCAUUGUUGUAAGACCACCUCCAUCUUUGAAGAAGCUUCGGGAGGAAGAAGCAGCAGCAGAAGCUGCAGAAGCUGAAAAAGCUCCAUGA